CACCGGUUUUUAUCGAAGCGAAGUUAUGUAUUCAGCGUGAAAGCAUCCCAUUUUUUGUCGUCUAGUUUUGCACAGACCUCAGUAGUCGCCAUGUUAAGGGCACCGCUGUCGCGUGCUUUGCUGGUAACAAGGCAGCUGGCUCCCAGUCUCACUGGUAACCGGCUGAAUUCAACGGCAGCACCAGAGAAAGUGGAGGUAUUUGUCGAUGAUAAGAGUGUGCUAGUCGAUCCAGGUACAACAGUUCUACAGGCAUGUGCAAUGGUUGGUGUUGAGAUCCCAAGGUUCUGUUAUCAUGACAGACUCUCCGUGGCUGGCAAUUGUCGUAUGUGUCUCGUUGAAGUGGAAAAGUCUCUAAAGCCUGUAGCUGCUUGUGCUAUGCCAGUAAUGAAAGGAUGGAGAAUUAAAACCAACUCAGAAAUGACAAGAAAAGCCAGAGAGGGCGUGAUGGAAUUCCUGUUAAUGAAUCAUCCUUUGGACUGUCCCAUUUGUGACCAGGGGGGAGAAUGUGACUUGCAGGAUCAGUCGAUGGCGUUUGGUAGUGAUCGUAGUCGUUUUACCGAUAAUCAAUUCACCGGUAAGAGAUCUGUUGAGGAUAAGAAUGUUGGACCUCUCGUUAAGACCAUCAUGACGAGGUGCAUCCACUGUACACGCUGCAUCAGGUUUGCAAGUGAAGUUGCAGGUGUUGAUGAUCUUGGUACAACAGGUAGAGGUGGUGACAUGCAGGUUGGCACAUACAUAGAGAAGAUGUUUAUGUCCGAACUGUCUGGAAAUAUUAUUGAUUUGUGCCCUGUUGGAGCUUUGACGUCUAAGCCUUACGCCUUCACAGCGAGACCUUGGGAAACAAGGAAGACUGAAUCUAUUGACGUCUUAGAUGCUGUAGGGAGUAAUAUUGUUGUUAGUACACGCAGUGGAGAAGUCAUGAGAAUCCUACCUAGGCUCAAUGAGUCCAUCAAUGAAGAAUGGAUAUCAGAUAAGACUCGGUUUGCUUACGAUGGACUGAAACGUCAGAGAUUGACUGUACCGAUGGUGAAGAAUGAUGAAGGGAACCUAACACCAACCAACUGGGAGGAUGCUCUAACCAGAGUAGCUGAUAAGUUAAAUAGCACUGAUGGGUCAGACAUAGCAGCCAUAGCAGGUGGGUUGGUGGAUGCUGAAGCACUCGUUGCUUUGAAGGAUCUGCUCAAUCGACUUGGAUCUGAAUCAUUGUGUACGGAAGAAAUCUUCCCUAUGGAUGCUGCUGGAACUGACUUGCGAUCUAACUAUCUCUUGAAUACAAGUAUUGCUGGCAUUGAGGAAGCUGAUAUAGUCCUUUUGAUUGGAACCAAUCCACGAUUUGAAGCUCCGUUGUUUAAUACCAGACUGCGUAAAAGCUGGAUUCAUAAUGACCUUCAGGUCGCGAUGGUUGGGAACAAGGUGGAUCUGACGUACGAGUAUGAGCAUCUUGGAGAUAAUGCUAGCGUUCUCCAAGACAUCAUCGAUGGUAAACACCCAUUUAGUAAGACACUUAGUGAAGCGAAACGUCCCAUGAUUGUUGUUGGUAGUGGUGCUCUACAGCGUGACGAUGGUUCAACAAUACAUGGAUUGGUUGCAUCCCUCGCACAGAAGACGAGAGUUGCUAGUCAGGCAGAGGAUGGAUGGAAGAUUCUUAAUGUCCUUCACAGGGUUGCUAGCCAGGUUGCAGCUCUAGACAUUGGAUACAAGGCUGGAGUAGACUGCAUCCGGGAGAACCCACCAAAGGUUUUAUUCCUUCUAGGAGCGGAUGGAGGAACCGUGAGCCGAGCUGACCUCCCUCAAGAUUGCUUCGUUGUCUAUCAAGGUCACCAUGGUGAUGAGGGCGCUCUUAUUGCUGAUGUAGUAUUGUCUGGAGCAGCGUAUACUGAGAAGACGGCUACAUAUGUCAACACUGAGGGCAGAGCACAACAAACAAGACUUGCUGUAUCCCCACCAGGCUAUGCAAGAGAAGACUGGAAGAUUAUUAGAGCUUUAUCAGAGGUUGCAGGCCAGUCACUACCCUAUGAUGAACUACAGGAAAUAAGAAAUAGACUUACACAAGUCUCUCCUAAUCUCACAAGAUAUGGAGAUGUUGAAGAAGCUAACUUCUUUGCUCAGGCAGAGACAAUGGCUAAGGUUGCCCAAGCCAAGCUGUCCAGUAACCCCCUGGAGGCGAAACAAGUCAACUUGAAAGACUUCUAUAUGACAGACCCUAUCAGCCGAGCUUCUCUUACUAUGGCUAAGUGUGUACAAGCAGUUAAUGAAGCUCAAGCCAAGAAGUGAAAACCAAGGCAAGUAAUUAAGCACUAAAGAAGUUGACAGGAAUAACAAGUUUCCUGUAUGAGUGUUAUAUAUGAUAUGAAGUAAAAAGGUUUUAAUCGAUGGCCAUAAUAUAAGGGCCCAAUUUAUAGAGCUGCUUAAGCAAAAAUAUUUGCUUAAGCAAAAAAAUCCUUGCUUCGUUAAACCAGAUUACCUGCAAAGACUUCACUCAAUGUGUAUGCUAAGUAAACAACAGCGAAAUACCAGUCACAAGCAAUGCAUAUGGCAUGACAUUUGGCCAGUAAUAUGUGUCAAAUAACCGAGCUGUUUUUGUGCUUAAGCACAUUUUUUGCAUGAGCAUCUCUAUGAAAUUGGCCCCUGGUCCCAAUUUCAUGGCUCCGCUUACAGUAAGCACAUAAUCGCUGCUUGCUGAAGCAGGGAAUUUGCAAUUAUCGAUUAUGUCAAGUGUAUUUUACGGUUUAGCAGGGAAUUUAUUGCCUGUGCGCAAGGAUAAUUACUAGGCAUUCUUCGCUUACACAGGUAGCGCAGGAGUUUGCCGCUUGCGCAGUUAGUGGAGAACGGUGAAUGCAAGCGCAGAAAUCGGCAGUAAGCAGAGCCAUGAAAUUGGGCCCUAUUCAUACCAGCAACAUUGAAGUGACAAAAUAUACGCGAGCAUACUCCAUAAAUCUAGGCAUUCUUCGCAUACACAGCUAGCACAGAAGUUUGGCGCUUGCACAGUUAGUGGAGAACGGUGAUUACAAGCGCAGAAAUCGGCAGUAAGCAGAGCCAUGAAAUUGGGCCCUGUUCAAACAAGCAACAUUAAAGUGACAAGUUAUAAUUUCAUGUCGGUGGUUGGAUAAUUCCAAGACUGUUUUGAAACUUGGUUUCCAGUUUUAAGUAGUCAAAUGAGGAGAAAUGUUUAAACAAUGACAAGGAAGUCUGUCCAAACAAACAAUGAUAAAUUUGCAAGUUACAGUUUCAAAAUAGUGGUUGGAUUUUGAUAAUUCCGAGACUGAUUUGAAACUGUGUUUCGGGUGUUUGCAGAGUAAUGUAAAAAAACCAUGAUGGAACUAUAUGAAGACUUCAAUGUCAGUGUUGUAUGACGCACAAUACUCAACUUUAAAGAUCAACUUGUACAUAAAUAAUGACAAUGUACUUUUGUGAUAGAAAGCUAAUUGAGUGUGUAAUGAAUACAUAUAAUUGGGUAAAACUUUAAUUAAUACAAAUGGUUUAAAUUGGGGACAAACCUCAUUUACAAAUAUCCACAAAAAAUAGUCAAAUUUGUUUGAGUGACUUUGUUCAAGUUGAUCUUUAAAAACAAUAAUUUUGGCAUGUGGAGUUCAAUGCCUGCAUUUCCUAUAUUAUAAGUCACCGCGUUUCAUGAUCAUAUUUUAUUCUCUAACUGAUUUAAAGAUCAGGUCAAUUACAUUGAAUUAAAAUACCAAGACGUGUGAUUUUGAUCCAUAUUUAUUGGUUCCAGCUUCCAGUUAAGUAAAAACACUUUUAAUGAAAUUCAUAGCAUUACAUUCAGUAGUUGCUGUGCAAAGAUUACAAAUGCUAUUAAUAAUAAUGUGGUCCAUCAAGAAUAUCCUAUUUUGAAGUUUCUUCACCAAAUUUUAUUUUAUUUCCAAGUGUAAUUUCUAGAACAAACGGUUUGAAAAACAAGCGACCGGUAGCAAUAAGAAUGAAAAAAACUUGUACAAAUAUCUUCGUCACAAUAAAAGUAGCAAUGUUUGAAGUAAAGAACUAAGUUUAAUUAAGUUGGACCGCUUGGCAUGUCAACUGUACAUACACAUUGUGAUUGUUUUCCAAUAAAUAUUUGUUGGAUUGAAAACGAAAAA
Molecule: messenger RNA, 4091 nt
Organism: Asterias rubens (European starfish)
Lineage: Eukaryota; Metazoa; Echinodermata; Asteroidea; Forcipulatida; Asteriidae
Product: NADH-ubiquinone oxidoreductase 75 kDa subunit, mitochondrial-like
Exons: 18
Coding region: 91-2274 (727 amino acids)
Biological process (GO): ATP synthesis coupled electron transport
Cellular component (GO): membrane
Molecular function (GO): NADH dehydrogenase (ubiquinone) activity; iron-sulfur cluster binding
Source: RefSeq, a predicted model, not a curated record